CUCAGAAAGCUUUACUAUCUUAUACGAAAAUGGUCGGUUACUUUCUAAUGGCCACACCAAACAUCCAUCAACAUUGCUAUAAAUAUAGCUUGUUAUGUUUCAUUAGCACCGCAAAAUUUUUUUGAUGCAAAUUCUUGUUUCAGUUUACUCUGUCUUUCUUGACUCACUUGUCAACAUCAUCUCAAAAAAUUCAAAACCUUAAACAAUGGCUCCUUUUAGUUCUCUUCCCAUGUUUGCAUGCACUUUUUAUUUGGUUUUGAGCCUUAGGAUUUUCCAAGGCAUUGCAAGAUAUCAUCACCAUCAUAAUAGACACUCUCAUAGUCAUCGCGGGUCGCAAAUUUCCACGCCGCCAUCAUAUCCUCCAAGCCCGCCUCCCGAAAUCUGCUGUAAUAACGGCACUUUCGAUGUUAGAAUGUUGGGUGCAGUUGGAGAUGGCAUUACAGACGAUACGGAGGCAUUCAAAACGACUUGGGACAUCACGUGUGGGACCCACUCAGGUGUACUGCUCGUGCCUUACGGCUAUACAUUCAUGAUCCAGCCCACUAUAUUCACUGGUCCGUGUAAAAACGGGUUUGUUUUUCAGUUGAACGGGACUCUAACGCCGCCCGAUGGGCCCGACUUGUGGCCAGCGAACAACAGUAGGCGACAAUGGCUGGUUUUUUACAGAGUUGAUGAGAUGUCAUUGCAAGGAGGUGGUUUGAUUGAUGGAAGGGGUGCACAGUGGUGGGCUUUACCCUGCAAACCUCACAAGGGAGCUAAUGGGACUAUAAUACGGGAACCAUGUGACAGUCCAAUUGCCAUAAGAUUCUUUAUGAGCAACAAUUUGACAGUACAAGGGAUAAAAAUGAUGAACAGCCCCCAGUUCCAUUUGAGAUUCGACAACUGCAAGAAUGUUCAUAUAGAGUCGAUUCACAUAUCGGCUCCGGCAUUGAGUCCCAAUACAGAUGGGAUUCAUAUAGAGAACACAAACAAUGUGGGGAUAUACAAUUCAGUAAUAUCCAAUGGUGAUGACUGUGUCUCGAUAGGAUCCGGAUGCUAUGAUGUAGACAUCAGGAAUGUAACAUGCGGGCCGGGCCAUGGGAUCAGCAUAGGCAGUCUAGGCAAUCACAAGUCGCGUGCGUGCGCAUCUAACAUCACCGUACGUGACUCGGUCAUCAAGAACUCAGACAACGGCGUUCGAAUCAAAACAUGGCAAGGCGGCUCGGGAGCUGUCUCGGGAGUCACGUUCGACAACAUCCACAUGGAAAACGUCAGGAAUCCCAUCAUAAUCGAUCAGUUCUAUUGCCUUGCCAAGGACUGUGCUAAUCACACAUCCGCAGUCCGAGUGUCUAACGUGCAGUAUUCAGGCAUCAAGGGCACUUAUGACAUUCGAAGCCCCGCCAUGCACUUUGCCUGCAGUGAUUCUAUACCUUGCACCAAUAUUACCCUUUCGGACAUUGAGCUGCUUCCGGAUAAAGGUGAUGUCAUGCUGGACCCUUUCUGUUGGAGUGUUUAUGGGGAGCUGCACACACUCACAAUCCCCCCUGUUUCGUGCUUGCUCCAAGGGCUCCCAGGGUUGCUUUUGGAAACUCAACUCGGCUAUUGCUGGCCGGGGCUAAAAAGCAGAAACAGCCAUUCUCAUCCUCCUCCGCUCAGCACGCGCGCAGGCUGCCACCCACCGUGUGGGCCCCAUUGCCUUGUUCAAGAGUGGGGCGGGGCUUUGUAUAAUCUAAUCUGCAAAAAGUCUUCACUCACAAAAUUCACCUUUUUUAAAGAAAAUAAUAAUUUGAAUCCAAUAAAUUUUUCAAGGAACACUCACAAAAUUCAACUUUUAAGAAAAUGAAAAAAAAAAAUAAAUCAAAACUUUCAUCUUUUAGUGUAGAGAGAUUGUUCGGGAAAAAGCGAACGAGGAGAUAAACAAAGCUGGUCGCUCCAAAAUCAGGAAUUUUCAGAGGAGGUGUCCGGUGAGUGGCAGCUGAGUAGAUUAUCAGUAUGCAACAAUUAUUACUCUCAACCAAACACUGUCUAAUGGGAAAAAUCAGCCACAGACCUUCACCUUCUUGUCGAGGGCAAAAUUGGACAAGGUAAAAGAAGAAAGCAGUUAAAUGGAAAUAUGAUGAGAUACUUGUUACGUUUCAUGGCCGCGGCCCGAUCACUAUGAGGCCAUAAAAAAUCCAACUAAAGAAAACCCGAAAAAUUAAUGGAUAGGCCCAAAUAUGGGUGCUAAAAAGCCCAUUACAUCAUUUCUUUCAUUUUUUUUCCAACGAAC
Striga asiatica is the source of this 2248-nucleotide messenger RNA. NCBI's taxonomy places the organism in Eukaryota, Viridiplantae, Streptophyta, Magnoliopsida, Lamiales, Orobanchaceae. The record is from the annotation of a GenBank genome assembly.